UCAAGCCUAGAAAGUACGACUCUUCAUCCCAAAGGCAACACACCCCAAACCGCGUUUAAUAUUCGUGUUACCCACUUGUAUAUAUUAAUUCUCAAAGUCAAAUCGCAAACCACAAAAACACAUCUCAACAUUCUCGAAUCAUCCGCCAAACUACAAGAUAAUUUUCAGCUAUGACAGGAUCCCAAGAAGAGACUCACAAGCCUCAGAUCGUUGAUCAAGAACAUCCCAAAACACUAGAAACAGAGGAUCCACGACAAGAACAGCCUUCUUCGUCGUCUCCGGAUAAGAAGAAAUGGGGGACUCACGUGAUGGGAGCUCCGGCUGAACCGGUGGCUCACCCCGAUAACCAGCAGGCAGCGGCUUGGGUCGCUGGUGAUAACCGGCAGAUGCCGUACCAACCUUACAUCGUCUACUCUCCUGUAGAGCAUCCUCCGUCUAACAACCCUCUCGAGCCCGUCAUCGGAAUGUUCCAUACUUGGAGCAGGAAGGCUGAAACCGUAGCUCGCAACAUCUGGCACAAUCUGAAGACGGGACCGUCUAUGCAGGAAACGGCGUGGGGAAAGGCUAACUUGACGGUGAAAGCGAUAACAAAGGGAGGUUUCGAGUCUCUCUUCAGACAGAUAUUCGGAACGGAUCCGAACGAGAAGCUGAAGAAGACUUUCGCAUGUUAUCUCUCGACUACGACAGGCCCUGUCGCUGGAACUUUGUAUCUCUCUAAUGUUCGCGUUGCUUUUUGUAGCGACCGUCCUCUCUUCUUCACAGCGCCUUCAGGACAAGAAGCUUGGAGUUACUACAGGGUGGUGGUACCGUUGGUGAAUAUUGCGACGGUAAACCCGGUGGUGGUGAAGGAGGAUCCACCGGAGAAGUAUAUCCAGCUGACGACGGUGGAUGGACAUGACUUCUGGUUCAUGGGUUUUGUUAAUUACGAGAAGGCUUCUCAUCAUUUGCUGACUAGUGUCUCGGACUCUCAAACCGCUCGUACCUCUGCGUCUGGUUAGAGAAAUAUAUCACAGUGUUUGUGUCUUUUUAUUUGCUCUCUAUUGUAUGUGUGUGGUUGGUUUCUGCCCCGAUGUUUCUAUAUGUUUAUGUAAAUUUUGGAUCAGAGUUGGACUUUUGUAAGUCUUCAAUAUAUACAUGUAUGUGUUGAUUAGAGUUGCUUUUCACGUGUGUAUAAGUAUAAAUCCUUUUGUGAUAGUUUGCAUACCCCUUUCCAGUUUUGUU
Messenger RNA from Brassica rapa (field mustard), 1221 nucleotides. Its product is annotated as GEM-like protein 5. NCBI's taxonomy places the organism in Eukaryota, Viridiplantae, Streptophyta, Magnoliopsida, Brassicales, Brassicaceae. The record is from RefSeq and is a predicted model, not a curated record.